Messenger RNA from Scutellospora calospora, 474 nucleotides. The record is from the annotation of a GenBank genome assembly. Lineage: Eukaryota; Fungi; Glomeromycota; Glomeromycetes; Diversisporales; Gigasporaceae.
AUGUUUGACGUUAGUAAGCCUUUAGCAGUACAAGAAUUUUUGAUUGAAAAGUUUUAUCAUGAAAUCUGUUAUAGAAAGGCUUCUAGACGUGUCGCGUGGUCUCCUCAAAAUUUGAUAGCGUGGUCACCUAUUAAUAACGAUGCAUUUGAUUCUCGGUAUCCAAGUUCAACUCCAAAUAUUGGCAUUUUUAAUCCAUGUAGGCUUCCCUCAAGCGACGGCACUGCGGGAUCAACUUGGGCUUUCACAAAGAAAAGUAAUUUAUUUCCUAUUAGUACUGAAAAUCAUCACCAUCAGGGCGAUGAAAUCACUGAUCUAGUAUGGAAUCAAACUGGCUCUGCACUGGCUUCAAUUGAUCAAAGAGGUAAAAUUGCUUUAUGGGCGAUGGACAAUUUUGUGAAUGAAUGGAAAUGUAUAUAUAGUGUUGAUCUUGGUGGAAGUAUUGUCGAAUUCGCAUGGCUAGAUUAUGUACGAGUG